CUCGCUAAAAAUCGUUCAUUUUCGACGGGUAGGUUUUUGCAGACGGACGGAGAAAAGAUUUGUGUGUCGAAAAUUGCAAUUUUCACAUUUAAGGCCGUGUGUGCUCCACCAGAGACAUUGGAAAAGAGUUUGGUACACUUGUGCAAAGACGCAGUAGUAUAUAGCUAGCUCGGCCAAAAGGCGAUUGGCCGCAAAAUCGCCCUGAAACUGGAAAGUAAUUGUGCGAGAGAACCGAGAAAAAAACCGAAAAGAAAAGCGAACAGCAGAGAAGAGAAGUAGCAGAGAGGCUGAAACCAUCGAGAAAUCGUUGUCGUCGCGCUCGCUACAAUUGUUUGCUUUUGCCAGAAAUUUGUGAACAAUUGCUACGCCGCGCGCCGUUGGCAAACCUAAUAAUAAUAGUUUGCAUUUCGGAGUGAGUGAGGUACAGUGAAGCUUGACCAAGAUGAGCGGGGGAUUGCCGGAGUUGGGCUCGAAAAUCAGCCUUAUUUCCAAGGCGGACAUCAGGUAUGAGGGCCGCCUGUACACCGUGGAUCCGCAGGAGUGCACCAUCGCGCUGUCGAGUGUACGCUCCUUUGGUACGGAAGAUCGGGAGACCCAGUUCCAGAUAGCGCCGCAGUCGCAAAUCUACGACUACAUCCUCUUCCGCGGCUCGGACAUCAAGGACAUUCGCGUCGUUAACAACCAUACGUUGCCACACCACAAUGACCCGGCGAUUAUGCAGGCGCAGCUCCAGAAUGGCCCGCCCCAGGUUAUGCCGCAACACUUUCCAAUGCCCAGCGGGAUGAACGCUCCUCCCCAGCAGCAGCAGCAACAACAGCAAGUGCCCCAGCAACAGCCGCCGCACGGCGCUCCGUCUAUGCCGGGCGUCGGUGGUGGUAAUGGAGGCUCCGGAGCUCCUGGUGGCCCUGGAUAUGGCAAUGGUAAUCCGUUUGGAAAUCUGGGUGGCCCCAAUUUGGCUAACAUGGUUGGCAACUCGAGUGGCGGUUCGCUCGCACCGGGCUCGGGCGCACCGGGUAGUGGACCCUUCAUGCACAUCGGCGGCAACCAGCAGCAGCAGAAGCCCCAACAGAAGCAGCCAAUUUCCGUUCUAGACAUGCUGGCCGGAGCCUCACGCUCCACGACGCCCAUCAGCCUGAUUGUCAGUCCAACGGCCGAGCUGACCCAGCAGCAGCAGCUGCAUCAGCAACAAAACGCUGCUCAGGGUGGUGGAAACGGGCGCGAUGCAGGUCAUAAGCGCCAGAACCACCAGCAGCAUCAUCAGCAGGCGCAGCAGCAGCGCGGCGGGUCCAAUAGCAACAACAUGCAGCAGCAGCAGCGAGGCGGAGGCAGUGGCAACGACUUCUACAACCAGCACCAUCAGCAGCGAGAUCGUCGCGAUUCCGGCCGUCAAAUGGAUAAUAACUACAGCAACAACUAUAACAACAAUCAACGCAAUCGUGGAGGCGGUAAUGGAAUGCAACAGCAGCAGCAGCAACAGCGAGGAGGAAACGGCGGUGGAGGAGGAAAUGGUGGCAACGGAGCCUGGAACAUGCACCGCGGCGGCAAUGGCCAAAAUACGAACAACAUGAUGAUGCGCAAUCGUGGAAUGGGAUCCCGGGGUCCAAUGCGUCCCAAUCAGAACUAUCGUCCGCAGUCGGCCAAUCAAAACAAGCCGCGCAACAAGAUUAAGUUUGAGGGCGACUUUGAUUUCGAGCAGGCCAAUAAUAAGUUCGAGGAAUUACGCUCCCAGCUGGCAAAGCUCAAGGUGGCCGAUGAUGCCACAACUAACAAGACAGCCACUACGACCUCGACGGCAACAACCACAACUACUGCAACCAAUGAGCAGGUGGGUGAAGAAAAGCUUGAGGGCGUCCCUACAUUGAAUGGCGAAACCGACAAGAAGGAUGACUCUGGUAAUGAGACUGGCGCUGGUGAGCAUGAGCCCGAGGAGGAUGAUGUCCAAUUGUGCUAUGACAAGACCAAAUCGUUCUUUGACAACAUCUCGUGCGAGGCUGCCCAGGAUCGCAGCAAGAACAAGAAGAACGAUUGGCGCCAGGAGCGCAAAUUGAACACGGAGACCUUUGGAGUGUCCUCCACCCGACGUGGCAGCUAUCGCGGACGCAACCAUUACUACAACAAUGGCAACAUGGGAGCGGGCAAUGGCGGCAUGAACUCCGGCUAUGGCGGAGCGCAAGGCUACAAUCGCAACAACUACAACCGCAUGGGCGGCGGCAACUACCGCAACAGGAGCAACAAUCGCAACAACAAUGGCGGUGGCGGCAACGGUCGUGGAGGCAACGGCCAGCCAAGCAUUACCAAUGGCAAUGCCGCCAACACGGCUGCAGCAUUGAAGGCGGCCAAUAAUGCUGCCAGUUCUGGAUCCAACACCAUGGACUCUGCUUCUAAUACAACAAACGCGACGUCAAAGUCGACGUCCCUCUUGCCAGAGCAAACGCAACAGGUGGCGGCAGUCUAAUCCCUUGUUUACCAUUGCAGCUCAAUAGUGCCGCCCAGCCAGUGGAGAACCACUUUAAAUACCAACCAACAAUUGAUGGAAACGAAUCGAGGAGGAGAAGCAGAAAGUAAAUAAUAUCCUUUUCAUCAUCGCAAAGCUAGUUAUUCGAAGCAACCCCAAUCAACCGACCGAUCGACGACACACAGGCUCUUAUAUUAUCAGGAAUUUCGAGUUAUGGAUCUAACGGCAUAUAAAAAUAUAAUUGUAUAAUUAACUUAGUGUUAGCAAUUCUCACGACGUCCUGCGCGCGCGCUCACCACAGUUCGCCGUGUGUUUUGGCGGCGAUUAACGCUCGCUUUCGUGCGAUUAGCGAUUUGUGAACCGGCCAUCUGUUAGGUUUUUGUGUAAAUGGCUGGUUCCAACAGCCUUUCGCUAAGCAGAACAACAGCACGGUUACGAUAACGAUAACGAAAGGAGAUAACAGAACGCCUGCAACAUGCAUUACAUUAUAUAUUUAGUAAUAGAUGUGAAAAACAUAUAGUAGCGUAAGAUGAAAGUUACAAAACAACAAAAAUAAGCAGAACACGAAGAAAUCGCGGAGGAGAGUCGAUAAAAAUAAUGAAAUUAAUGGAGCAAAAAACAGCAAAAAUUAAAUCCAUGGAAUUCCCAAACAAAUCUUUAAUAAAAGCCGCAGUUCACAUUUUUUUUAUUUGAAUGAAACCAGAAAUAGACAGAAAAUCAUUCAUGUAAUUCUGUUUUUCAAGUGGGCGUCGUGAAACAUCGACCAGAAUCAUCCGAUACGUUUUACACUAGCAUUUAACAACAAAAAAUAUAUAUAUUAUCUAAGAAAUUUUAAAUAUGAAAUUAUAAAUAAAAUCAGCAGCAGCAACGUGCGCUUGUUGGAAUAUUGCACAA
Drosophila serrata is the source of this 3349-nucleotide messenger RNA. It is a transcript of the gene tral, whose product is annotated as LSM14 family protein trailer hitch. Gene Ontology annotation, cellular component: P-body. The record is from RefSeq and is a predicted model, not a curated record. Gene Ontology annotation, biological process: cytoplasmic stress granule assembly; P-body assembly. Lineage: Eukaryota; Metazoa; Arthropoda; Insecta; Diptera; Drosophilidae. Gene Ontology annotation, molecular function: mRNA binding.